UGGAGUACAGUACAGUACAGUACAGUACAAGCUUGAAGCUUUACUUCUUAAUGGUUUUGCCCCUUGUCAUCAUCAUCAUCGCCGUCAUCAAGUAAUUGAGCAAAAUCCCUUUCUUGUUCUGUUGGUGGUUGGUUGUAUCAAUCAAUCAAAUGAUCAGUGGGGCUGCGUCCGUCCCCUCCGUGAUGUGAGUCCAGAAGGAGGAAAUGGAGAGGAAGCGCUCCUCAUCUUCACCGUCACAACCACCCCCACCAUGCCAACGAUCCCCCCACAACUACUCCUUCGACCUCAGAAGAAACCCUGCCCACUCCCCCCACUCCCACUUGACCCCUUAUUACUCUAAUUACUCUCAUCAUCAGGUAAAUUUGGGGAAGCCUGUGUACAGGCCAAGAUUCCAGAGGGCGGAGAAGUCGAGCCGGAAACCCAGAAGUGAAGAAGAUUAUUCAGCUGAUCAUAAUGAUGAUUCCCCCUCUGAAAGGGCUUCAAAGAAUUCAUCAAGGAAGGCGCUCCUAUAUGAGCUGUGCGCCGCUUACAAGUGGAAGCCUCCAUUGUUUGACUGCCACAGAGAGGAAGGCCCAAGCCACCUGAAACAGUUCAUAUUCAAGGCGGUUGUGGAAAUUAGAGGAAACGCGGCUACAGUCGUGGAGGCCUUCAGUGAACCUAGAUCGAGUAAGAAAUCAGCAGCAGAGCAUGCAGCCGAAGGGGCUCUGUGGUACCUUAAACAUCUUGGCUAUGUUCCCAAGAAAAAAUGAGGAAGGGAUAAGACGGGUUCAUCUUAUUCACGUUUUGGUUUUGGUCACCAAACAUGUACAUGAAGAAGGUACCUGAGUUUCUGAUGGUAGCUCACAUGAAAUGCAUAACAUCAAAAUUCCUUCUCCCUAUUCUCUCUGGGUUUUCAGUGAAGAUGUAGGGGUAACUCUAUUGUAAAUAACCAUUGGGCGCUGAUGAAGUGCAUCAGGAAAUAAGAUGAGUUUCUCGUUUGAUUAUUAGAAAUAAUGCGAGUUCCUCAUGUGAAAAGUUCCUUUCAUUUGGGGUGAACUUGAGUUAUUUGAUCAAAGGUGGAAAGAUGCUCUUGUAUGUUGCCAACUCUCUGUAACAGAAUUAUGGUUCUUCUGUUUGGGAGUUAAUUUGUUGCAGUUCAGUUCUUUAUGUACCUAUGAAACAUUAGUUAAGAACA
Punica granatum (pomegranate) is the source of this 1174-nucleotide messenger RNA. Lineage: Eukaryota; Viridiplantae; Streptophyta; Magnoliopsida; Myrtales; Lythraceae. The record is from RefSeq and is a predicted model, not a curated record.